AUAAAGAAUUUGUAGAGUGCUUUGAAGCUGCUUCGUUACACAUCAGCAAAAUGAAUUAUUUAACAUCCGCCAUGUUACUAGUUUUGGCCAUCUCAUCCUGCAGUGGCUACAGUUUUUUGAUUCCUGCAAAAAUUAGUCAUCCUGGCAUUUGUAUAUUUAAUGGUUUAUUUUUGCAAAGAGGCGAUAAUUCCUUACCUUCUUCUUGCCAAAAUAUGCGCUGCAACGAGGAUGGUUCAAUUCUCGUUCAAGGUUGUGGUCAUUUUGAAACGACGGAUUGUCGUGUGGUUGAUCCUAUCAAUUUACACAAACCAUAUCCAGAUUGUUGCAAAAUGAACUUUAUGUGCACUGGGACCAGUGGACAAGUGGUCAAUCUACAAGUCUCUCCACUAGAACGCCAUUUGUAUUGAACUGGUUUCUGAUAUGAAUCAUCAAAAAUAAAAUAUUGUUUUAAUUCUA
This is a messenger RNA of Teleopsis dalmanni, 456 nucleotides long. RefSeq lists its product as uncharacterized. The transcript is spliced from 3 exons. The coding region runs from base 51 to 407 and encodes 118 amino acids. NCBI's taxonomy places the organism in Eukaryota, Metazoa, Arthropoda, Insecta, Diptera, Diopsidae. The record is from RefSeq and is a predicted model, not a curated record.